AUGGGACCUCCUGCUACCACACGCUGUUGGGGCAACAGCACUAGUCCCCAAGAAAAAAAACCCAAAGGGUGAAUGUAGGUUUUCCAUGACUCCUCCUCACCUUGUGUUUUGGAGGGGAAAGCUGGAGGAAGAGAUGGGUUACGUAAAGAGAAGCAUGGAAGUGGUGGAGAAUUCUGUGGCUGAUGAAGAGACCUUAGAGCCUUUUUCAGAUGUGGAAAUGGAAGCCAGAAAGCCUUCAUGACAGGUGAAUCUACCGCUGGCUGACUUUGGGAUUCUUACUUCUGGAUUUUAAAUAUUUUCUUUUUAAAAAGCUUGGACGGAUAAAAGAUGUGCCAUGGCAGGAUAGCACCAAAGAGCACCUCAGUGUUUGCCGUGGCCUCCGUGGGACAUGGAGUGUUCCUUCCGCUGGUGAUCCUUAGCACCCUGCUUGGAGACGGGCUUGCCUCCGUGUGCCCCCUGCCCCCAGAGCCAGAGAAUGGUGGCUACAUCUGCCACCCCCGGCCCUGCAGAGACCCCCUGACAGCAGGCAGUGUCAUCGAGUACCUGUGUGCUGAAGGCUACAUGCUGAAGGGUGACUACAAAUACCUGACCUGUAAGAAUGGCGAGUGGAAACCGGCCAUGGAGAUUAGCUGCCAUCUCAACGAGGAAAAAGACACCCAUACGUCACUCGGGGUCCCCACGCUCUCCAUAGUGGCUUCUACUGCCAGCUCCGUGGCACUCAUUCUCCUCCUCGUGGUGCUCUUUGUGCUGCUGCAGCCAAAGCUGAAGUCUUUCCAUCACAGCAGGCGUGACCAGGGUAUAUCUGGAGAUCAGGUCUCCAUCAUGGUAGAUGGAGUCCAGGUUGCACUACCAUCAUAUGAGGAGGCUGUGUAUGGCAGUUCUGGUCACUGUGUGCCACCAGCUGACCCCAGAGUGCCGAUUGUGUUGUCAGAAGGAUCUGGGCCCAGCGGGAGGAGCGUGCCAAGGGAACAGCAGCUGCAGGACCAGGGGGCCUGCUCCUCUGUAGGUGGAGAGGAAGAAGCCCCGGGCCAGUCCGGACUGUGUGAAGCCUGGGGCUCUCAGGGCUCCGAGACUGUGAUGGUGCAUCAGGCGUCCACCUCCUCCUGGGUGGCUGGCUCAGGGAACAGCCGACUGGCACACAAAGAAGCCACAGAUUCAGAGAACAGUGACAUACAAAGCCUUUUAUCCCUCACGUCGGAGGAGUACACAGAUGAUAUUCCACUGUUGAAAGAAGCAUGAGGGCUGCCGCCAGCCUCUGUCCUCUCUGCCCUUCCUCCCUCUCCCUAUGGGUUUGAGCACCGUGUACUCUCCAGCCACCCCCGGAUACUUGAGCUGCCACCUGUGUAUCUGUGUAUCUCUGAGGGCCUGCAGGCCCACCUUGCUGGAAACUGAAGGAAGAUUCUCGCCAUCUGCCUGCUGGACAGCUGGAGGAGCUGGCUCUUUGCCUGGCCUGGCCUUCUUAUCUGUCGGGGAUAUAUUUGAAUGUGCUGGAUUGAACCCUUUUCUUUCCCUGAGCCUCUGGGUCCCCUCCAGCCACAUUUUUGGCCACAGCCCCACCAGCCCACAUGGGCCUCAGUGCCGCUGCAUUUACUUGUGCCUUCCCCCCACCCCUUCCAGUUUCCCUGUCAUGCGGUCUUGUUGCUGUCCACAAGCCUUAGUGGCCACACAGCUGUCCCUUGCCUCACAGGGGCCAGGCCUGAGUCUGGUCUGUUUCCUUUGAGAGCUGGCACUGCUGCCCUUUGCAGGAGCAGACACAAAAGUCAGAGCUCUCAAGUCAGGAUUGGCUCUAACUGGAGUGAGAGUGUGAGUCCCUGGGGCUUGCCUUGGUUACUUUGGUGGUGCAUUUCCUUGGCCGAGGAUGGAGAUUUCGGAAAUUGUGCCAAAGCCAUCCCAACACCUGGCUUUCCAGCUCAGAGGUGCAGGCCUCUGGUCCUGUUGAGUUGAGAGUUUCCAAGAAGCAUCCAGAAGGUCCCGAGAGAGGGAAGAAAGGUGGCUGAUAAUGAUUGUCUUCCUGAUAUGCAAGUCCCUACUUCCUCCUUCAGCAUUGGGCUUCCUGGCCUUGGUUUCCCCUACUUCCCUGUAGUGUAGGGGAAAUUGCAUGCUGCCUCCUGGGUUUAAUCCCAGGUAGCUCCGGCUUCCCUGCUGCCCACAGGGCCUGAGGCAGGAGAGCUGCUGAGGUGCCAUGGAAUGCCCAUCUGGUCACUGGCAGUCUGGGCAGGUUGCCCCUUUCUGGGUUUGUGGUGAUGGAGGGGAGGCUAAGAGGCACAGACGGAGUUUCUGGGUGGCUGCAGGCAGCUCCAGCCCAGUCCUGAGGAUCCUCCUCACCAUGGUCAUGUGCCUUAGUAACUGUGCCCAGGAAGUGGCCUGCUGUCUGCCACGCCACUGCUUUCCCUACUUUUUUUUUUUUUUUUUUUAAAAGAUGACCGGUAAGGGGAUCUUAACCCUUGACUUGGUGUUGUCAGCACCACGCUCUCCCAAGUGAGCUAACCGGCCAUCCCUAUAGAGGGAUCCGAACCUGUGGCCUUGGUAUCAUCAGCAUCACACUCUCAAGUGAGCCAUAGGCCAGCCCUUGCUUUCCCUACUUCUGCCCUUCCCUGCCACCCCUCCACAUGUCACAGCUGACAGGCAACUCUUUGUCUCCCUGGGACCUUGGGGGAGGGCUGAGAAGCAGUUCACAUGCACCCCCAACUUUAUUGGCCUGAGGUGGGCAAGUGGGUGUGGAGCAGCCUGGCUCCAAGGCCUCUUUAAGCUGGAGCCUGGGGUGUGAGGCCCUGGGGGGAGGACCCCUGGCGGGGAGGGGAUGCUCCAGACACUUCUGCUGGGGUCUCUCCCUUAGCCAUGUGUUGGAUGCUCACAAGACUGAGGUGGAUCCGCCAGGCUGCUGUCAUCUUCAAAAGAUAGAUGUGGCAUUAAGGAAUGUUUGUUUUUGCUUUUUUUUCCCUGAGGCACUGGGGCUGGGAAACUUCGAAGCUGACCCUGUGGUGCACCUCUGCUCCUCCCCCAAGCCUCUCUGUUUGGGCUGGUAAAAAUAAUCAAAAAGCCCAGUAUAUUUUCAGUACCUGACCCAACAGGGUUUGCUCCAGGCAUGGGUGGCCUCAAAGAUGAGGGGCAUGGCCUCGUCCUAGCCCGUUGCCCUCCCCACUCCACUCUUACACAACGCACUUUACUACCCGGUCGUUCCCUGGCCUCUUGCCGCCACAUGUAGUCUUCCUUCUGCUCAGGGUAAGGGCAGUGCCUGCUGUGCCUGCUGUGCCUGUUGGCCACUUCCACACACCCCCCUCCCCCCAAGAGUCCUCAUCUACUAUGCCCAAAGCCCAGGCAGGCAAGGUUAGAUAGGGAAGGGGUUGGAGAAGGUGCUAGAACUAGAAGGUAGAAGCCUGAGGAAGAUGAGACUGGCAGGGGCCCACCUGGAGGGGGUUCUGAACGACCCAGCUGCACACGGGGUCUUCUUCACUUGCAGUGGUGUCCUUGUCAUCCUUCAAAAAAAGAAAGGGACAAACUGAGAGGGUGGUGGGGUGUGGGCGUGGUUCUGAAGUCUCACUGCUGAGCCUUCAGCUUUUAUUUCCCACUCUUCCAAAACCUGAAUUCUGGAAUUUUUUUUUUUCUUGCGGCUGGCCGGUAUAGAAUAUUUUUUAAAAUGAAAGAUCUUACCCUUUUUUAUCUGGUUACUCUGGGAUUUUUCCCCCUAAGAGAUUGCACUUUUUGUUUUGGAUUUAUUCAGCCACAUAGGCGAUUGGCUCAGCCCUUGGUAACAUGAAAAGCCUUCCUUCUGGAGCCUCCCUCCACCUCACCCUCUGUUAACACCACUCUGGGGAUUGCCAGCCUGGGCUUGUCUGCCUGGUAGGAAAGUAAGAAGUCAGAACAGGUGGGAGCCUCGGCUCCCCUCCCUGCCCCCGUCACUGGCUUUGAUGAGGCCCACUUUCCUCAGUUCACAUUGCUGCUGGCAAGUUCCCAACCAUCAGCCAUGUGCUGCUGUUUCUAGGGCUUCUGGGCUUUGUCACUUGUAGAGGGAUUAGGGGCUCCACAGCUUCCUUGAGGUACGGCCUGGCUGAGAAAGAAGGGCCAGGGACGGGUGGCUGUUAGGAAGAAGGCCGUGUGCGGAACCUGGAGCAGGUGGGGAGGGACUGGCCACAGCCCUGCUUCCUGGGUUCACCUAGGGGAGUCUGGCAGAAGGCUUGUCCAGCACCAAAGGACUUUUUAACAGGGGUUUUGGUGUUUGGUUGUUUUUAUUUUUGUUUUUUUGUUUUUUGGGGGCACACUUGAGCUGACUCAAUGCAGGUUUUAUAUCCUGGUUGCUUGCAGUCAUAUUCUAGCGACUUUCAAGGGCCAGAAUAUGGUGAAAGUCACUUAAAAUUUCCGUCCCUUCCCUGCUUCAGUUUAGCAGGUAGGCUCUAUUUUUUGCCAUUUCUUUAUUUCUUGUGCUGUGUUCCGUUUCACUGGGUGUGAACUGUGAAAUGGGCUGAGUCCUGGCCACUUUGAUUUUAUAAGGCAUUUCAAUGUACAUUCUACAAGCACUCCAUUUGCAAACAGACCUUCUACUAAUAUUGCCUUCCCAGUAAUCUUGCCCUCUUCAUCCCACCCCCAGCUUUAAAAUUCUGUGAAGAAGCCAGAUGGCAAGACAGACAAAGGUAUACUUUUCCUGCUUCAUUAGUGGUGGCAUGGGAUGAUAGCACUCAGCCCUUUCCCUCCCAGUCCCAGCUGAGCUCUCAAACCACUUGCUUUCUGCAUAAAAAUGUCACCUCCAUAUCCAGGGAACAUCCUUAGAGAAUGGAAUAUGCUGCAAAAUUUCUACAUCCUUGCUUUUUUCCCCCGCUUUUCCUCAAAGAGAAAAAAGGGCCUAGAAGGGAAGUGGCAUACAGGCUUCACAGCCUAAUUCCACAUGUGCUUGCAGAGAACAGGGAGACUGGGGGCUUCUCUUGUGGGGCCUGCUGGGUCUCCUGGGUCUCCUGGCUCUCAGCAUAGGGACAGUCAUUACUGGUGCUCCAAGGAGGGGCUUGGAGAAUAUUUUGCUUUGAAGAUAUUUGGGCUGAGGGGUGCAGUAGCUAGCUCCCUGCAGAGGGAAAGGUGGCAGGCCCAGCUUUGCUAGGAAGCAACUUAAUUUCCAGUUGAAAACCUAGUAGAAUUUUGGAUGAAAACCCCAAGGUUGAGCCCUCUGCCAAGUAGCAGAGCUAGCUGAAGGUGUGCCCGGCAAAGCACUCGGAUUGCCAGCAAGGAGGAGAGCUGAUUGAGGGUUGCGUGGCAGCCUCCGCCCCUGCCCUGGCUUCUUAAGGUUAUCGCACCACUAUGGAAUCCUUUGCAGAAUGGUACUCGUAUAAUGGUUUAAAACAAACACGCAUAAUUGACUCUGUGCAGGAUGUCACUCAAUCAGUUUGGGUUUGCUUUAUUUUAUUUUAUAUAUAUAUUUUUUGGUAUCCUGUACAUUGCAGUGGGUGUGAAGAUAGUAUUUUAAUAUUUGUAUAAAGUUUAAUUUAAUUUUAAUUGUUCUGUGUAUAUAACUGCAUUUCUAAAUAAUAAAAAAAGUUCUCUUGAA
Messenger RNA from Cynocephalus volans (Philippine flying lemur), 5530 nucleotides. It is a transcript of the gene SUSD6, whose product is annotated as sushi domain containing 6. Gene Ontology annotation, biological process: DNA damage response. The record is from RefSeq and is a predicted model, not a curated record. The transcript has 6 exons. NCBI's taxonomy places the organism in Eukaryota, Metazoa, Chordata, Mammalia, Dermoptera, Cynocephalidae. Bases 328 to 1239 code for a protein of 303 amino acids.